This is a messenger RNA of Orcinus orca (killer whale), 4149 nucleotides long. It is a transcript of the gene BCL2L15, whose product is annotated as BCL2 like 15. NCBI's taxonomy places the organism in Eukaryota, Metazoa, Chordata, Mammalia, Artiodactyla, Delphinidae. The coding region runs from base 1203 to 1901 and encodes 232 amino acids. Gene Ontology annotation, cellular component: nucleus; cytosol. The record is from RefSeq and is a predicted model, not a curated record. Gene Ontology annotation, biological process: regulation of apoptotic process. The transcript has 4 exons.
GGCCCAGAGAGAAAUAAACAAAGGAGGAAAUUUUACCCCACAUUGCUCAUAAAGUGUAUACUCUGUUUCUGUAGCCUUACAACAUUGAUUGUACAGAUAAUGCAAAGGAUAGAUAAGAUUAUGCAAAGAUUAGAUUCCCAAGAUGGCAUUUGCCCAUAAGCAUAUCAGUAGUGAAAUGAGGAAGGUGGUUUAUUAUUGUGGGAAAAGGUUUAUUGUUAAUGGUAAGACACACUUGGUUUUAAAUUUCUAUUCUGCCACUUACUGAUGCCACUUACCUUGGGCAAGCUAUUUAACACCAGUUGGAUAGUAUCUUAUAAUUUUUUGUUUUUAUAUUUGUGUAUUAUUUUGGGAGUAUGUCAUAAAUGUACUUGUUGGAAUCCUUAACUUGUCAGUGGCUCACUCUAGUGUGAAAGGAGGUUGACCUAGAAUUAUCUCUGACAUUAGAGGUCUGAAGGCUAUUUAGUAGAAACUGAAGUUUCAGCCCUAAUGAUUGAUAAUGACAAAUAAAAAUGGCCCUUCAGCUACAUAAUUCCUGUUCCUAGUCUGAAAGGAAUUUAUGGUUUUUUUUUUUAGAAUGGAAUAGAAAGCAGAAGAUUGGCUCUGAUUAUCUUGCAAGCUAGAAAUUCCACUUUGAACAACUAACUUACUGUUUAUGCUUGAAUCUCUUACUAGUUCACUAGUUCUGGAAGGGCUGAUAGGUUUGAGUGCUGCUUCUGAGAUACAAACCCAGAAUCUAGGUGUAGUUACAUUAAGAAGGCAGCCACUAUGAAGUGUCCAAUCCUGAGAACCUGUAAAACGACAAUGGAGUCCAACCCUAUUAGGAAAAUCCCAAUUAAUUCUAUUAGAGAUAUCCCAGAUCCCUUUUAAUCCUGGUCAUUAGACCUUGGGCUAAAAGGGAGAUAUUUAACACUUGCUGUGUGUCAGAUACUCUUGGGUCAUUCCACAUAACAUUAUCUUAUUUAAUCCUUGUUAUUUCCCUGUGAAAUACUUUGUGUUGUCCCCAUUUACAAUUCCUCAAAUGCCCAAAUUUUUAUUCAUCUUUUCAGCUUUUAUAUAUCUUAUACCCUCCAUCUGGAAUGGUCUUAUUCCUACUCUUUGCCUAAUGAAUCCCUGCUUGUCCUUCAGAGCUCAUCUCAGAUGUUACUACUCAAGGAAGCCUUCCUUACCCCGAGAAAAGCAAAACUUGGCCAUAAACACCUAAAAUGAAGAGCCCCCAAACCUUUGAGGAGCAAACGGAAUGCAUUAUAGACUCUCUACUCACAGACUUCUUAGGUCCCACUUGUCAGGUUGCUAACCGGACCCUACGUUGUGCAGACGAAGUAGAUUCAGGAGAGGUCUGCUCUUUUGAUGUGGCCAUCAUUGCUGGUCGCCUUCGGAUGUUGGGUGACAAGUUCAAUGGAGAAUUGGAAGCUUCUGCCAAAAACAUCAUCGCAGAAACCAUUCAGGGACAGGCAGGAGCUAUACUUCAGGACACAGUUAAUUCUCUCAGCAAGGCCUGGUGUGCCCAGGAUUCCAGCUUGGCUUAUGAGAGAGCCUUUCUGGCAGUGUCAGUGAAACUUCUUGAAUGUGUGGUCCGUAUGACUCCUGAGAUGGCAAGACAGGUGGCUACGCCCAUGACAAAUAUGAUCAUUGGGAACACUGCCAUCCGAGAGUAUAUCCAGGGCCAGGGAGGUUGGGUAAGUAUUUUGGGGCCCCUGGCUUUGCUAGACAUUUGCAUUGUUUUUGUACUAAUCUCUGGGACUCCAAUUCGUGGUUCUUUCCAUCAGUUGGAAACCAUGCAGGGAAACUGGCCUUCCAACUUUGCUGAAAAUGCUGGGAUUUUUUUGCCAUGGAAAAGGGGAGGAGUCAGAAGCUCAGCCAGUGGGUCUUGGACCCCAGAGCCAGGCUGCCUAAAAUGUUGACUGCUUACUUUGUCAAGCUAAUUUCCACUUCCUGUACAUAAUCAUCUAUGAAGUAUAUUAGUGAUGGAGUUCUAAUCUCAGUGUGACUUUGCUCUACUGGUAAAUUUCUGGGUCUUUUUUCCCUAACAUCUUUUGGGUGUGUGUUGAGGAAGUUCAGAAUCAUCUUACUAUUAUCUAACAAAAAAACAGUUAGUGACAUCUGCUGUAGUGGUAACAGUAGGAGGCAUUCUAAGUCCAUGUCUUAGUAAUCAUUAGAACAUCUGCUCUCUUAGAGCACUCCCCUUCAUUUCCAAGAUCAGCAGAAGCCUUAGUAAGAGCUCUCUUCCCUGGAGUUAUCUGUGGGUCAUUCUGGCUUCUUUAGGGAGUUCCUGAAGACCAUUCCUUUGACUGUAGGAUAUUCAUUGUCCUUCCUAGGAAAAUCUGGAGAGCUGAAGAAGAGGUGGAGCUGUUUUCCAGCCUGAAAAACUUUGAUCUUCUUUGACUGAUCGGGUGAUAGAUCUCUGGCAAUUAAAACAGAAACAACCAAAUCAAAACCUUCUUUCUCUUGGACAGAACUGAACUUAGCUGAAUAACCUGUUUUCUACUGAUUGUUAAAGUUAGGAGCAGCUCCCAGAGGUCUGUAGAGAUUUUAUACUUUCUGUUUUUACAUGAGUUUUAAUGAGGUUUUGUUGAAGCAAAGACCUCCAGACUUAAAGUAGUGACUCAUCAGUAGUGGAAUUCCAGGCAACAGGGCAGGCAUUUGCUGGAGAUACUGUGGGGAAAAGGGAACACACAGUAAACCAUUCCUUCAGAUUUAGUCCUGUCCUCUGGUAAGGAUCUUGUCUACUAAUUUUGCAGUCUAAAGGGUUUCAGGGAGAUCUUUGGUUAGAAAACCUUGUUAUUUUAAGUUGAGGAUUUUCUUUUAAAUUCAUAACCUAAAUCUCAUAUUAAUUUCACCUGAGCCAACUUAUUUUAUGUAUUUUCAAGGCUGGAAGCAAAAAAAAUAGCACUUUGUUCAUCUGCUCUUCUACUAGGAAGGCCAAAGAGCAAUAAAACAGUUGCUGCAUUUUUAUUGCCACAGGAUGCAGGAAGUGCUGGCCCACUUCUGGGACAGUAGGGCCAUCCGAGCUUAGAUGAGGCUAGCUACAUACCACAGUGUUUUUCAAAGUACAGUUUACAUACCACUUGCAUGUGACCUUAUAUGUUGCUGAUUUCCAGGCCCCAUCCGCUAGAGAUUCUGAUUCUGUAGGGGAGGGCUGGGGCCCAGGUUCCUAACUUUUUAAUCAGAUCCACUGGUGAUUCUAAUAUACACAUAAAUUUUGAGAACUGUCACUUUAGAGCAAGGGUUGGGAAAUUAGAGCCCACAGGCCCAAUCAGCCCACCGCUUUUAAAAUUUUUUUUUGUAAAGAAAGUUUUAUUGGAAUGCAGCUACACUCACUUGUUUACAUAUUAUUUAUGGCUGUUUUAGCAUCGCAGCAGCAGAGUUGAGUAGUUAUAGCAGACACCAUAUAGCCUGUCCUGUAAAGCUUAAAAUAUUUACUAUCUGGCCCUUCAAGUUUGCAGACCCCUGCUCUAAAGCUAAAUGAACAUUUCUCCUUGUGUAAUUUAAACUCUGUUGCAAUCAUGGUAAUUCCAAACAGAGCUGUAGAUAGGAUAACUCCUUUUUCAGAAUAUAGUCUGAGUGUUUGUUAGUUUUUGCAUAGUCCACACUUUCUUUAGAACCUUUGGCAAAAGGAGCUCUGUGACUCCUGAGAAUUCGAUAGAAGGUAUACAUUUCCCUGGCCCUGCCACAAGUGAUUGGAGGUAAAACAUAUGGUUUCUAUGGUCUGUGUAUCUCAUAGCAGUUCUUAAUAAUCUCAUAGAUUAGUAAGCAGUCAUCAAAUAGAGACUUCUUCAUCUCUAAGUCCCCAAACCAGACGAUUUACCUGAACAUCAAGAAGAAAAUCACUACUAAAGCAUUACUAUACCUAUUUUUCUAAGAGAGGCGUUAAUGGCUUUGGCUAAAGUUUAACAAAGUUAACCACAUCCCCUCCCUUCACCCAGCCAGCCAUCUGGCUCCCCUAGAUACACAGAAAUAAAGCUGUAGUGCUGUUAAUGUAUUCUGACUUUUUCAAGUUAUACUAUUUCCUCUAUUCUUCGAUAAAUCACAAUUAGGUUAGUAAUCCAGAAAUGAGAUUUCAUGUUUCUCUUUAGUAGAAAUUAUCUGUUUUUGCUACCAAUUUAAGACACUUGAUGUAUUCCUUUGUCCCUUACAUUACUGUAAACUCAG